Messenger RNA from Lates calcarifer (barramundi perch), 942 nucleotides. RefSeq names its product excitatory amino acid transporter 5-like. The transcript is spliced from 7 exons. The annotation marks the transcript as partial. The record is from RefSeq and is a predicted model, not a curated record. Lineage: Eukaryota; Metazoa; Chordata; Actinopteri; Centropomidae. Gene Ontology annotation, cellular component: plasma membrane. Gene Ontology annotation, biological process: L-glutamate transmembrane transport. Gene Ontology annotation, molecular function: glutamate:sodium symporter activity; L-glutamate transmembrane transporter activity; neutral L-amino acid transmembrane transporter activity.
AUGGCUAUGGCUUUGGACGCAGUGUGGGUGAGAGUGAAGAAUGUCUGCAAACAGAAUGGACUCCUCAUCAUGUCUGUGCUGGCUGUGGUCAUUGGAUGUCUUUUGGGAUUCUUCCUGAGGACACGGCGCCUCACAGAGCAGGAGGUGAAGUACUUCCAGUUUCCUGGUGAGCUACUGAUGAGGAUGCUGAAGAUGCUUAUUCUCCCACUUGUUGUGUCCAGUUUGAUGUCAGGGCUGGCUGCCCUGGACGCCAAGUGUUCCAGUCGCCUCGGUCUGAUCACAGUGUCUUAUUACCUGUGGACCACCUUUGUGGCUGUGAUAGUAGGGAUCAUCAUGGUCUCCAUCAUCCACCCGGGUGGUGCAGCCCAGAAAGAGGACUCUGAGGACAGUGGCAAGCCUAUCAUGAGUUCUGCUGAUGCUCUGCUAGACCUCAUCCGCAACAUGUUCCCAUCUAAUUUGGUCCAGGCCACGUUUCAGCAGUAUCGAACAAGUAGCGAGUUCAUUGUGAAACCCAAGCCAACGGUGAGUCAGACCCAAUCAGAGUCCACCACGCGGCGAGCGCUCAUCUACGGUAUCCAGGACGAUAAUGGCACUGACAUCCAGAACUUCGCCCUUGACCUGACUCCUCCCCCUGAUGUGCUCAUACGCACACGGGAAGGAACAAGCGAUGGAAUGAAUGUCCUUGGGAUUGUUAUUUUUUCUGCCACAAUGGGUAUUAUGUUGGGAAGAAUGGGACCAAAUGGCAGCGCAUUGGUGAACUUCUGCCAGAGUCUGAAUGAGGCCGUCCUUAGAAUCGUUGCCAUUGUUAUAUGGUACUUCCCAUUUGGCAUCGUGUUCCUGGUGGCCGGUAAGAUCCUGGAGAUGAGUGAUCCUUCAGCCAUGGGGAAGAAGCUGGGCUUCUAUGCCGUCACUGUGGUAUUUGGUCUUGUGUUGCAUGGUUUG